Molecule: messenger RNA, 975 nt
Organism: Fomitopsis serialis
Lineage: Eukaryota; Fungi; Basidiomycota; Agaricomycetes; Polyporales; Fomitopsidaceae
Product: fructosamine kinase PKL/CAK/FruK
Exons: 5
Coding region: 16-852 (278 amino acids)
Source: RefSeq, a predicted model, not a curated record
GGCAGCUCAGCACGCAUGGUCCAUCCUUUCGCGAGCUUCCACAGACUGGCCAAGCAAACAACGAUGCCGCCUAGCGUCCACAAAGUCUUUGUCCAAGCCAUCCAGAAGGCGGAGCCUGGCGUAUCCGUCUCGCCGUCCUCAUCACCGCCCAUUCAGUCUUCCUCCGGCCAAGGAUACAUUGGGAAGAUUGGCGCACCCUCGGACGGAGAACAAUUCAACGGCGAGGCAGAAUCCCUGAGAGGGAUCAAUACUGCCGCCCCUGGUCUCGCACCCACCCUUCUUGCGGCAGGUAUCUUCGACGAGGAGACCGCAGAAAAUGAUAGCGAGAUCGGCAAGCCGUACUUCUUGUGUGAGUACAAGCACAUCGAUACUCUCACCGACAAUGCCGCCAAGGCCUUGGGCAAGAGACUAGCCACGGAAGUCCCCACGUUCUGCGGUCAAACCAAACAAGCCAAUGGCUGGUUUGACUCCUGGGAGGAAUGCUUCGACGCACUCGUCGGGAGCUUGUUCGAUACACUCGAAGGCGGGGAGGCUAUGAAGCACUCUGCAAGCAGGAGCGGGAACACUGGAACAGACAAGAAGACGGGUCAACCUGUUAUUUUCGAUCCUUCGUCGUACUAUGGCCAUAACGAGGCGGACCUAGCGAUUGCGCGCAUCUUCGGUGGCAUACCGAAGUCGUUCUUCAAGACGUACCACGAGUACUUACCGAAAUCGGAACCUGAGGACCAAUACGAGCUCCGCGGCGACCUAUAUGAGCUGUAUCAUUACCUCAAUCAUACAGUGUUAUUUGGGGGCUCCUAUGCUAGCAGUGCGCAGCAGAAAUUGAACCGCUUGCUAAAGGCCAUUCCUUGAUAGACGAGCUAUUACUUAGACAUUCAUAUCUUGACUGUAUUAACAGGAAGUCUAGUGGUCAGCGUCGGUUCUGCGCUCUACUAUGCAUGCCACAUAUUACCUGAGUGCGAUGCCGUUCGAUGC